UUUUUUUCCCCCAUACACAUACAUGUGUGUGUUUCAUUUACACACUCUUCCUUUAAGUCCUACACUUCCGCCCUGUCUUUAGAGCUCGACCAGGUAUAACACAGCCCACUGAUAAAUAUAGAGGGAGGGAGGGAUGAAGCAGGAAAUUCAUUCUCUCUCUCUCUCUCUCUCUCUCUCUCUCUCUCUCUCUCUCUCUCUCUCUCUCUCUCUCUCUCUCUCUCUCUCUCUCUCUCUCUCAGUGUGUGGGUGCAUCACGAUGGCAGAGGCUUGUAUUUUCGUAGACCAGUUUUUUCCGGACCUGUACAAAUGUCCAAUCUGUCUGGAUCUCCUGAAGGAUCCAGUGACUCUGCCCUGCGGUCGCAGUUUCUGUAAGGUGUGUAUUAAUGCCUUGUGGGAUCACACCGUCGUCUGCAGCUGUCCUCGAUGCGGAGAAACUUUCACACCAAGGCCUGUUCUAGACACGAACAACAUGCUGGAGGAGAAACUGAAAUAUCCUGAAGUCCAAGCUGCUUCUGCUUCUUUUUAUCAGACCGGACCUGGAGAUGUUGAGUGUGAUCUCUGCACCGGGAGAAAACUCAAAGCCGUCAGGUCCUGUGUGAUGUGUGUGGCCUCGUUUUGUGAAACUCAUCUCAAACCUCACUAUCAAGUACCUUCGUGGAAAAAUCACAUGCUACUUGAAGCCACAAAAAAUUUCAAAGAGAAGAUCUGCUCUCAGCAUAGCGAGGUGCUUCAGACGUUCUGCCGUACUGACCGCAGCUUAAUCUGCUGUUUGUGUAUGAUGGAAAAACACAAAGGUCAUUGCACUGUUCCUGCUGCAUCCGAAAGGGCUGAAAAACAGAAUGAGCUACAGGAGGAGCAGCUGAAAUUCCAGCAGAGACUCCAGGAGAAGCAGAAGAAGGUGCAGGAGCUGAAACAGGCUGUGAACACUAUAAAGCUCAGUGCACAGACAGCAGUGGAGGACAAUGAGAGGAUCUUUACUGAGCUGAUCAGCUUCAUGGAGAAAAAGUGCUCGGAGGUGACGGAGAUGAUCAGAGCUCAGGAGAAGGCUGAACUGAGUCGAGCUGAACGACUCCUGGAGCAACUGGAGCAGGAGAUUAAUGAUCUUCAGAGGAGAGUCACUGAGAUGGAGAAGCUUUCACACACACAUGAUGACAUCCAUUUCCUCCAGAGUUUCCAGUCUCUUCGUGUCUCUUCUGGACAUGACGACACAUCCAGCAUCACUGUCAGUCAACAUCUCUCAUUUGAUGGAGUGAAGAAAUCUCUCUCUGACCUGAAAAAGAGACUCGUGGAAAUCUUCCAGGAGGAAUUCAUCAACAUCCCUGGACGUGCUGCAGAACUUCAGAUAAUUUUACCCUCAGAACCAAAGAGUAGAGAUGAUUUCCUGCAUUAUUUCUGUUCUCUGACUCUGGAUCCAAACACGGCGCACCGUUUCCUCAUUCUGUCUGAGAAGAACAAAGUGGUGACAGACAGUAGGGAACAUCAGCCGUACUCUGAACAUCCAGAGAGAUUUAUCGACUACAAUCAGGUGUUGUGUAAGGAGAGUGUGUGUGGACACUGUUACUGGGAGGUGGAGUGGAGCAGUAAAGAUUGUGUGUAUAUCGCAGUCUCAUAUAAAGACAUCUGCAGGAAAGGUCGGGGUAAUGACGGCUGGUUUGGAGGCAACAAUAAGUCCUGGGGUCUGAGAUGUUCUCCUUCUUUCCUGUCUUUCCGGCACAACAACAUUAAGACUGAUCUCAGAGUUCCAUCAUCCCCCAGAAUAGGAGUGUAUGUGGAUCACAGUGCAGGAACUCUGUCCUUCUACAGCGCCUCUGACACCAUGAAGCUCCUCCACAGAGUCCACACCACAUUCACUCAGCCUCUAUACGCUGGGUUCUGGCUGCGCUGUUAUGGAUCAACUGUAAGGUUAUGUGAUCCAAAGGAUCCAAGUGAUGGCAUUUGAAGCUGCAGUUUAAUCAAGUAACAUGUUGAAAAGAUUGAAACCAGAUAAGUGACCAGUAGUCGGUAAUUUGCUACUUUAUUCAACGCUGUUUAAAUACUGAUGAAUCAGACAAAAUGAUUUAAUUUGUACGUCCCCAAAAAUAAUGUAAUGGAGUAAUAUGGACUGUAAUAAGUGUGUUAGAAGUAAAGUAUAAGCAUAUUCAUUCAUUCAUUUUCUACCGCCUAUCGAACGUCUCAGGCGUCAUCGGGCAUCGAGGCAGGAUACACCCUGGACAGAGUGCCAACCCAUCACAGGGCACACACACACUCUCAUUCACUCACACAC
This is a messenger RNA of Tachysurus fulvidraco (yellow catfish), 2263 nucleotides long. RefSeq names its product tripartite motif-containing protein 16-like. Bases 134 to 1939 code for a protein of 601 amino acids. Gene Ontology annotation, molecular function: zinc ion binding; protein binding. The record is from RefSeq and is a predicted model, not a curated record. Lineage: Eukaryota; Metazoa; Chordata; Actinopteri; Siluriformes; Bagridae. The transcript is spliced from 6 exons.